UUUCUAGUCCGUCUGUUCUCUGCCGUAAGUGAAGGUGAGGAAGCUCAAUACAGGGACCUUGAGAUUUGCAGGUCUCUGAGAAAAGUGUAUUAACUCUUGACAUUGCUAUUGGCAGGAAUCUGUGCUAAAUACCUGAUUGCUGUGUUGCCACCUAUUAAGUGAAAAGUCACUUAAGGGGGUGGCUAAUUAAAAAGGACACUUGUUCCUGCCUUUAGACUCAAACCUCAGAUGUUUCCCCACUGCUUACCCUUGAAAGUGAACCACUCCUUAGUGGGCUUGGAUACGUUUAGGGAGACAGAAGAGCAAGGUGGCUCUUAGGGAAGCUGUCUUUGGAAAGGACAUGUGCUGUGUUGCUAUCCUUAAGCAAUCUGAUUUCAGGAAAGCCAAAAGGAAGAAGAAAGAAGAGAGUGAGACACUGCCUCAAGUGUCUGAAGACAUCGAUUACGACAUUGCUGCUGAUUUAAAAGACUUGUUUGGACCUUCAAAGAACAAACCAGAAAACGCUGAGGACAUACCCUUGGGACAAAGAGGAUGCGCAGGACUCUGUCCCAGCUGACCAUCUGGGACCUUUGCCUGCGAACGACGUAGCUCAGGAGUCGAGUGCUUUCACUUUUCCUUCUUUGGAGACACACAGGAGUCGGGCAUGAAAGAAGAGCCUUACAUACUUGGACCAAUAAAACCGGUGAAAGUCACAUGGCAAGAGGAUCCACGUUUCCAAGACAGCAGUUCUGAGAGUGAUGAUGAGCCUGAACCAUCAGAAAUUGGAAAGGACCAAGAAAUGCAAGUUCCAUUUGUAUUUGUUCUCUCCUUGGUUGUCGUAGUUGGAUGCUGUGGGCAUAUUAAGAGCAGCACUCAGGAAACGGGAAACGGACAUUGCACACCUCUGAGCAGUGAAAGUCAUCUUGGAAAACCGUCUGUGCUGCACCGAGUCAAAACUCCCAGCAGCCCAUUUGAUGUGAAGCUGAAUAUGAAGAGAGAGAAGUUGAGCACAAGAAAUUAACUGGGUCGUUUUGGUUUGACCAAACCCAAACUGAGUUUGGCCAAAAGCCAAAGACACAGUCAGUUUUCUUUUAAAAAGUGGGGUUUUUAUAGAAGGCUCUGUUUGGUUACUGUGGAGUAAAGCUCUUCAAUGUUUACCAUUUCUCUGAAGCGCUGCAGCUCUAACUCGUGUUCAUGGAAUUUGAUAGUGCCUUUUAGGAUGCUAAAAUCCCUUUGUACUUGUCUAGGUUUCUUUCUUUACCACACACGGAAAGUGCUAGAGUCUUCUUCUUCUCCAAAGAUGAUGAACGCCUAAGAGGUACAACAGAACUUAUUCACCCCUUUUGUAUUUUUUUCCUUUUAAACUCUUACUGGAAUUCAGUGAGGAAAAAAUGCUGCCCGCUUAUGAAUGGUUUGUAGUCAACAUUUGCCACCCUUACUUGGGGUCUAGGUUGUGCUAGAAGCCCGUGAGGAAGUCCUGGCAAAAUAAAGGCUGAGCAGCUGUCUGGCUUUCUUUUCUUUCAGAUAAUUGCCUAAUAGGUAUCUGGACUUUUGGAGCUUACCAAAAAAAUAGUCACUGGACAAGUUGCCUAGACAUUUCAGACCCUUUCAGGUAUGUAUAUCAUCUUUAACUUUUUCUUGUCUUUCUGCUGUUAUCAUUAAGAACGUUGAGUAUUCUUAUCAGCCACAUAUGCCCGUGGGGUUCUUUGUCCUCCUGAAUCUCGGUUUUUCUCUUCUGAAUCCAGUGAAUUUUGUACUAAAAACCAAGGAAAACAACAGUCAAAGAAAACAUACGCAGCCCUAAACAUUCCACAGGCCACCAAAACAAUGGCUUGUUACAUUUGAUAGAACACAGUUUUAGGACAGCCUUAAAGGAUGUUUGUUUCUUGAGACCUACUAGAUAACUGUGAUGCAACGAGCUGAUGUGUUCAUACAGUUACUGUCCUGCGUGCUUCCAGCCUGUCUGAUUUACAGCGCGUGUUAAAAUGGGGAUCUCAGUCGUCAGCAGCCAUCAGUUUUGGGGGGAGAUGUGGGAUCCUGGUGUUGAGCUUUUCCUGGAGCAGCUGCUAUUUCACUGCAAUCUAGAUUUCAGCAUGUUCAGGAAAACUGCUGCUGCCUUUCAUUUCUCGCAGUACACGCGGCUGUAACACCGAACAUUUCUGUCGGAGCUCACGUGUGGUGGUGGGGGGAAGCGAAUGGGAAGGAUGUGGAGAAUAGAGCUGCUGACUUUACUGCUGUGUUGCUCAUGAGUGAUCCAAGCAGCAGCAUCAUCAGAAGUGUUUAACCCUUAUAAUUGGUUCUUUGUUUUGUGCAGAGGGCCCAAAGUUAUUUUGUAGAUCAGUAGAGCUCAGUGAAGAAAAAGAGGGUUGGGAAGACAGACGUAGAUUAUUGCUUGAGGUGAGUAUGAAACGUCUGUUCCCUGGUAACUGUGGCUGAAAGCUGAGCACGAGGAGGGAAGAGGGCUAUGAAUCUGCAUGAGAAAUUAAUUCAGGACCUCAACAAGAGCCUGAAACUUUGUAAUUACCAGAGAACAAAAGUGGUUUAGUAUACUGGUGUGUAUAACAUCAGGUUGUGAUGUCACUCAGGUAAACCACUAAAUCUCUGCACGUUACGGGACAGGACCAGAGACUUAACUGUACAUAGAGAAAGUGUUCAAGAGAAACAGUGAGUUCAGAGACUUCUCCUAAUAGUGGAUUCAGAAACUUCUCCUAAUAAUACGUUGGAUUUUCACCAUUUUCUGGAAUGCCGAAGGAAGCAUAAGGACGCCAAAAGAAAAGUGAAAGCAAACCAAUAAAUCUUCUUUUACUGAUGAGAAGCGUGUCAUGUUUCUUCCUUGAAGAAGUUGCAAACCAAUGUUACUUUGGAAAUCCUUUCCAAGAUCUAAUAGGAAAAACUUUUGGCCAAAACUGUCAGCCUGUGUUUCUGAAUAGGAAUACGUGUCCUGUGUCAAUUCAAGAGGGAGAGGACGAGCGCCUGGAGAAGGUCGCGGUGUUCCUGCACGGGGACUCAUCGCAGACCAGAACCAUGGCAGAAGGGAAGCAGGAGGCCUCUGAUGCCAGGGAGCCAGCAUGCCUGCUGUGCCGCCGCGCAGAGGCUGACCCGGACAUCUGCGGCGACAAACAGGAGAAGCACGGGCUCUGUGCCCACAUCUUCUGCCUGAAUUUCGCCAGCCUCAUUUUUCGACAAGACGAUGAUCAGACCGGAUUCACGGGCUGUCGCCCUCGCGAUAUCCAACUUGCAGUCAGCCGGGCAGCUCAGGAGCACUGCUGCGUCUGUGGGGAGACUGGGGCCACCAUCAUGUGCUGUCAGGAAGACUGCGACAGAUGGUUCCACCUGCCCUGUGCCAAGGAGGGUCACUGUGUGACUCAGUACAUAACCCCAUACAGGUACCUCCUCUCCCCUUCUGGCCACCCCUGUGGAAGGACCCAGCAUUUCUCACUUUGCUCGUCCCUUUUCCCCCAGCUCCUUCUGCCCUGA
Messenger RNA from Corvus hawaiiensis (hawaiian crow), 3456 nucleotides. RefSeq names its product PHD finger protein 7-like. Gene Ontology annotation, cellular component: nucleus. The coding region runs from base 2788 to 3456 and encodes 222 amino acids. The record is from RefSeq and is a predicted model, not a curated record. NCBI's taxonomy places the organism in Eukaryota, Metazoa, Chordata, Aves, Passeriformes, Corvidae. The transcript has 6 exons.